Messenger RNA from Lycium ferocissimum, 1245 nucleotides. RefSeq lists its product as uncharacterized. NCBI's taxonomy places the organism in Eukaryota, Viridiplantae, Streptophyta, Magnoliopsida, Solanales, Solanaceae. The coding region runs from base 122 to 1027 and encodes 301 amino acids. The record is from RefSeq and is a predicted model, not a curated record. The transcript has 2 exons.
CCUUACUUUUCUUUCAAAUAAUUUAAAAAGCAAGGACCUAACAGACAAAAGAUCAAGGCACUACACCAAUAAAAACUUUGUUGUUAUUAAAAGGAAAGUGACAAAUGGACCAGACACAUUGAUGAAGAAUCCUUCACUUAAACCUUCCUCUCCUUUAUACACACACCUUCAGAAUUUUCCCUCUUUCUCUUCACACCAUUUCCUUCCUCUAACACUAGUCAUGUUUGAUCAAAGAAAACAAACUCCCAAUAUCCAUAACCAUAUUCUUGACCCUGUCACAACCUCAAAUGACAAUUAUGACAGUUGGGAACCUCACAAUUUUGAUUUCCAAGUAACAAAAAAACUUGGGAAUCAAUUUAGAUUUCAAAAAUUGGAAGAUCAUGAAGAUGAUGGUGCUGAUGAAUCUGGUGCAUCUUCACCAUCUUUAUGGCAAAAUAGCCCACCAAGAAGUCCAGUACAUCCUAUAAUUAAUUAUCGUUCACUUUCGCCGAGUUCUAGAACUCAAGCUAUAGCCAGAGGCCAAUGGGAACUCAUGGAAAUGGUUAAGAAUAUGCCUGAAUCUUGUUUUGAGCUUUCUUUAAAAGAUAUUGUUGAGCAGCCUAAAGCCUUAGAAUCUCAAGAAAAAUGUUUAAUCAAUAGGGAGAAAAACCAAGUUGUGCAGAACAGAGUUAAUAUUAAGAAGAAUGAUCAGAUUAGGAAAGCAAAGUUGAUGAGAAGUAAAAGUGUUGAGAAUGGAGGGUUAUUUCUUAAGAUGGUUUCACCUGUUUCUUUGAGAUCAAAUAAGAAAAAGAAGAAGAAGAAUUCAUCAGCAAAUACAAAUAGAAUUUCCCCUAAGCCUGAAGAUCAAUGUGAAAACUCAUCAAAGAGUUUGGAAAAAGAUUGGUGGAAGAAGAGAUUUUCAGGUUCAAGUAGUGGUAGUAGCAACAAUAGUGGAAGCACUGGCAGCAGUUCUAGCAGCAGCAAUAGUACUAAUAGCAGAAACAACAGCAACAGGAAUGGGAAAGGGUUUUUAAGCAGUUGUUGGUGAAGUUUAUGCUUCAGUGAAAGCAUAUCGGCAGGCUGAGAACAAACAAAACAUGCCUUAGGUUGGGUUUUUAUGCCGCCUAUUACCUAUAUAUAUGUGUGUCCUACACAUAUAAUCGUUUUCCAAGCCUUAUAGAACGUUAUAAUAAUGAUUUGUAUGUAUAGUUUUGUGGUAGACUAUAAAAAUAUAUUCUUGGCAAAGUUUUUGAAUUUCCCCUUGAA